Messenger RNA from Mesorhabditis spiculigera, 1242 nucleotides. Lineage: Eukaryota; Metazoa; Nematoda; Chromadorea; Rhabditida; Rhabditidae. The record is from the annotation of a GenBank genome assembly.
AUGCGUGUACUGGUGUGCAUUGUAGCCCUGGUGGCCGUCGGACUCGCGUCCAAGGACCCGAUCCGCGCCGAUCGUCUCGCCGACACCUGCGAUGACUGCCAGACCCUGGUCUCCCGCUUCGUGUCCGCCUCGAAGUCGCCGGAGCGCCGUGCUCGACUCCAAGCCGGUCUCACCGCCGCCUGCGCCUUUGCCCCGCGCUACAAGACUGAGUGCCGCAUCCUCGUCAAGAACAUUGAGCGCGUCGUCACCAAGAUCGAGCCGUACAUGAAGAACCACCGGUCCAUCUGCCGCAGCCUGCACCUGUGCGACAGCAACUCGGAGAUUUCCGCCUUCGCCAAGCUGUUCAUGCUGGCCGCCAAGCAGCAGCUCGACCUUGUCGAGGCCGCCGAGAAGAACACGCUGUGCGCUGAGUGCCAAAAGGCGUCGAAGGGCGUCUCGCAGAUGAUCACCACCGGCCGCUACGCCAAGAGGGCCCUCACGCUCACCCAGAAUCUGCUCUGCGCCAACGUUGGACCCCGACGCGAGCUCUGCGAGUCGACGAGCGCCGAGCUGAUCCCAGCCUUCUUCAACGACGCCGAGGAUCUGUUCGCCGACAGCAACAAGGCUUGCCAAUCGAUGGGACUCUGCCCGGCCGAAUCGACCGCCGUCCGCCGCACCAGCGAGGCCGAAAUUGGCGCCGUGCUGCGCAACUUCUGGGCCAACGGACCCAAGACCCAGCAGGGAGACCAGAUGGAUUGCUUCCUGUGCGAGGUGGAGAAGGACAUCGAGAUCGACGGGUUCGGCAAGGCCAACUGCACCAUCGCCCACCAGAUCCGCGACAUCGCUUGCCCCAUCCUGCCCAAGGACUAUCUCCUCGGUUGCCACGAUUUCCUGGAUCUGUACGCGCCGACGGUGGUGGUGAUGACCGUCGACCAGAUGGACGCCCACGAUAUGUGCUGCAGCGAUGGACGGUGCCCCAACACUACCGUCUCCCUGACCGCCGAUAUGUCGCACGAGCAGAAGAUGAGCCAGACUUGCGAGAUGUGCCGCACCACCAGCACCUUCGCCCGCGACGCCAUGCUCGCCGAUGGGCAGCUCGUUGAGAACGUCGUCGCCGGCGUCGAGAACUUGGUCUGCCAGCACGCCCCUGAAUUCUUCCAGGAGAUGUGCGGCCGCAUGGCGGAGAAGUUCGUGCCGCGCGUGCUCGCCUCGGCCCUCCAGCUCUUCUCCGAUCCCAAGGGAUGCGAGAAGCGUGGCCUGUGC